Messenger RNA from Trypanosoma cruzi, 1497 nucleotides. RefSeq lists its product as uncharacterized. NCBI's taxonomy places the organism in Eukaryota, Euglenozoa, Kinetoplastea, Trypanosomatida, Trypanosomatidae. The record is from RefSeq and is a predicted model, not a curated record. The transcript has a single exon. The coding region runs from base 1 to 1497 and encodes 498 amino acids. Gene Ontology annotation, molecular function: phosphatidylinositol binding.
AUGCUGCUGUCUACGGCUGAUCCCACCAUGGGGGCCUCAUCAGCCGGCAGUGAAAAAAUGUUUCAGGAGCGGCAACAAGAGCAAUCCACAGUCAGCCAAACGCAGUGUACUUCGCCGAUGCCGGCGGACACGACGCCCCUCGCGCGUUUUGUCGUGGAAGCGGCUGUACUCGGCACCGGCCUGGUGCGUCCCAUCACAUUCUUUCCCAUCAUGAUGACCAUUAGAUCCACCAGCUCUAGUAAGUACACGGUACCGGAUGUCCCCAGAGGACCACACGAAAAACAUAUGGAUACGGGUAUACAACGUGGCCAAUGGGCCGUCUCGUCAUCUGCGCAAGUGGAUCGUCGCUAUAGCGAGCUGGUGGAGUUCCGAACACUACUUGCCUAUCAGUUUCCCACCAUGAUUGUGCCGCCGUUACCGCCCAAGUCAAAGCUUGAAAACUUUGGCACCUUUCUAACGAAUGGAAACAUCCUACUCACGCAGCAGCGCACGCUUGUGCGGUUCCUUCGCGAGGUUGCCAUGUCACCUGAAUUGAUGUACUUUUCUAUGUACACCCCGAAUUUCUUUCAACUACCCCGCGAGAGCUUUGAGGACUGGAUCGGCAUCAUGCGGGCAGCUCUCGCGGAGUUCCGUCGCUGCAAUUCUUCCAUCGAUGCGCACAGCAUGCGCAAAGGUGGGCUGCUUGGUUCCGAGUCCGUCGCAGCCUUCACCGGCGGGUCUACAACAGUUGUGCGGAAACUCGUGGGGAUGCUUCACUCCUGGAUGGGGUCCGGCGGUGAGAGUCCAAAGGCACCACCCAAACAACAACAAAGUCAGCGGCAGUCUGUCAGCGCAGUAGUUGGCGCAGGUGUCCUCAAUGCGACUGAAGAUCUCAAUUACUGGACAGGUCAAAUGCGGUUUCUGGAAGAAUAUCGUGAGGCCCUGCUCGGGGCAGCGCGUCCCUACCUGACCGUCAUGGAGCAGUCGCUGGAGAUCGUCGUCGCCACGAAGGAAGUUGCGGAGGCGCUUGAAAAAUACGCCGACGCUCUCGGUACCUCGUCUGUGAACAAAGAACUUGCGCGUGUCACUUUGGAGGCCAGCCGCUUCAUUGGCGAAGGCGCCAUCGCGAUGGAUCGGCAUCAGGCCAAGAAAAAGAAUGAAGUAUAUGAGCGGCUGCUCUUCGAGGUGUCCUACAUCGACGCCGCGAUGGACGCAAUUGAUCACGUGAUUUGUCUCUGGCGUCACCGUAACGAAGUCGCCGGUGAACAGGUGGGUGCUGAAUUCACUAUCUACACCAGCGAAGUCAGUAACAAGCUGCGUAACUUUUAUAAAAAUCGGUUCCUGCGUAAUUUUAAGCUCCGCAUGCAGAGCAUGCUGCAUCGCAUGACCGAUGCGGAGUGCCGCUUUGCCGAGGAAGUGGAAGAGAGUAUGAAAGGCACCACAUUUGCCAGGAGAAUACAGAACCCGAAGUACUCAGAGUACGUCCCCGGGCCAUCAUCGUCAUCAUCAACAUCAUAA